Camelina sativa (false flax) is the source of this 1406-nucleotide messenger RNA. RefSeq lists its product as uncharacterized. The record is from RefSeq and is a predicted model, not a curated record. Gene Ontology annotation, cellular component: NSL complex. NCBI's taxonomy places the organism in Eukaryota, Viridiplantae, Streptophyta, Magnoliopsida, Brassicales, Brassicaceae.
UUGCCGCAGUUUUCCUCUCUCUUCUCUCCUUCUCUCUCCUCACGCCACACUUUUCUCAUUCUCUCUCUCGUUCGUUGUUCUGCAACAGUUAACAAUGGCGUCAGCUUCGAAGCAGAACCCUUCUUCUUCAAAACCCCCAAAGCAUCCAUCUCCCGUCACUGCCUCAAUUCCCUCUAAAUCCGGUUUACCAGAAGAAUCCCAAUCUCGAAACCCUAAUAAUAACCCGUCGUCGAGUUCACCGAUUUCGAUGGCGGUGGAGGAUCAGAUCCUGGGACGUUCCACUCACCUCACCCGCCCGGAGCUUCUCCGACGCAGAUCGCACAAUUUAAAGCAGCUAGCUAGAUGCUAUAGAGACCAUUACUGGGCUCUAAUGGAGGAUCUCAAGGCGCAGCAUAGAUAUUACAGCUGGAACUAUGGUGUUAGUCCUUUCAAAGAUGAGAAUCAUCAGCAAAACAAGAGACGUAAGGUAGAAGGAGGAGGAAACACUGGGGAUGAAAUUGAAGGUAGCGGAGACAAUGAUAAUAACAACAACAGCAACGAUGGCGGCGUUAAAAGUGGUAACUGUGUGGCUUGUGGUAGUGGUUGCAAAUCCAAGGCCAUGGCACUCACUAAUUACUGUCAGCUUCAUAUUCUCAUGGAUAAAAAACAGAAGCUUUACACGUCUUGUACUUACGUCAACAAAAGAGCUCAGUCAAAAGCAAUAACUUGUCCAAAACCAACACUUGCAUCGACUGUUCCUGCCCUGUGUAACGUGCACUUCCAGAAAGCACAAAAGGAUGUUGCUCGUGCUUUGAAGGAUGCUGGUCAUAAUGUUUCUUCAGCAAGCAGGCCUCCCCCGAAACUCCAUGACAUAGUAGCCGCAUUUGUGCAUCAUAUUCAAGCAAAAAGAAAAGAUCCACGAAAAGAGGCCAAAUUGAAAAGCUUAGUGAAAGAAGAAAUUACAAGCUAAAAUCAAACAGACAGGAAGCUGUUUGUUUCCACGAUUGUGCAAAAAGGAAGGUUUGUAAUCUCUAUUCAAGCAGUUUAUGUACCUCCAUACCAUUUGACCGACCUUGCUCCUGCAAUGACAUUGACAGAUUGAGCUGUGAGCGGCUUUACAAGGUUACAAUUUACAAGGAGCUUCAUUCAAGCGGGUAGCAACAUUGACUCAGUGGUUUAGUUUAGCCAUCUAGAUAGAGGAUAUCUUUGGAUAUCAUCAGGUGCCAGUAUCUAGGUCUAUAGUAGAAUUCACAAGUCCUAACAGUGUGUUCCUGUGACGAACUUGUUUCAGACAUAGAUAUAGCAGUUGACACUCGAUGUUUUUGGGCUACUGGUAGCUUUCAUGGCUAUGUGAAAAACGAUGUCUUUUGUGUGGUUUCUGCUACGACCUUUCGCUGCUACUCAAUCUAAAUCGAUUUGUUUUUGCA